CCCAGCCAGAUGCCUGUGUGUCACCGCUGAUCCAGUCCCCACGGGAAGUGGAUCCCUGUACCCAAGGUUCCGGGGCCGGGCAUAUUCAUAGCUAUGGCUGGAAGAAGCGGCCCGGUCUGGGUCUCCGGGUGGGGGAAGGCGGUGCUGGUAUUGGUCCAGGUUCUGGCUGUAGCUGUUCACACCUCACAGGCUCGUCAGCUCCGUUUUGUCACCGUGGUAUAUCGUCAUGGUGACCGGUCGCCAGUCAGGGCUUACCCAAAGGAUCCUCAUCAGGAAAGUGCCUGGCCUCAAGGAUUUGGGCAGCUCACACAGAUUGGGAUGAAGCAGCACUGGGGUUUGGGACAGGCAUUGCGAGAACGAUACAAAGGAUUCCUUAAUGAAUCAUACAACCGACAUGAGAUCUAUGUAAGGAGUACAGAUGUGGAUCGGACACUAAUGAGCGCUGAGGCCAACCUGGCGGGUCUCUACCCACCUGAAGGCUCCCAGGUAUUCCAUUCAAACCUCACCUGGCAGCCUAUCCCAGUGCAUACAGUGCCAGAUUCUGAAGAGCGACUCCUGAAGUUUCCAUUACUUUCAUGUCCGAAAUAUAAAAAACUGCAGGAGGAGACACGGCACUCUCCAGAAUAUAUCAACAUGACAAGAGACAAUUUGGAAUUCAUGCAAAUGGUAGCAAAUGAGACGGGACUGUCUGACUGCUCCUUGGAAUCUGUGUGGACAAUCUCCGACAUCCUGUUUUGUGAGGCAAAGCAUAACCUGAGUCUCCCCUCCUGGGCAACAGAAGAGGUUGUGGCACGCUUGAGUGAAUUAAAGGAUUUCAGCUUCAGGUUCCUGUUUGGGAUUAUUGAACAGAAGAAUAAAGCUCGUUUACAGGGAGGAGUCUUGGUGGCACAGAUCCUGGAGAAUAUAACGGCAGCCGCACAGAAUGCCACCAGUGGCCUUAAGCUCAUUGCAUACUCAUCCCAUGACACCACACUGGGUGCUUUACAGAUGGCUCUGGAUGUGUCUAAUGGGAAACAGGCUCCAUAUGCAUCGUGCCAUAUAUUUGAGCUGUAUGAAGAGAACUCUGGGAACUUUACAGUGGAGAUGUACUUCAGAAAUGACAGCAGCCAACCACCUUACAACUUGACACUCCCAGGCUGUGUACACAGCUGCCCCCUAGACCAGUUCCAUGAUUUGUUGCAGCAGGUGAUCCCUCAGGACUGGGAGAAAGAAUGUCAGCUCCCUAGUUCAACCAAAGAUACAGAAGUCAUUAUCGCAUUGGUAGCCUGUGGAUGUAUCCUCUUUCUGCUCAUUGUCCUCCUGCUCACAGUUCUUCUCCGACAGAAAUCGCAACCAAUCGGAUACCAGCAUGUUUCAGAUGUGGGGGAGGAACACAGCUGAUGGACAGGCAUUGCUCUUCUCUAGUACCUGUGGCCUUGCCACCUCUUAAUCCUGACGAUCCAGGGACCAUGAGAGGCCAACUGAGGGAUUCUUUUAAGCAGGAUUUUAUGAUUUUUAAGUUCUGCAUCAACAAAAUACGUUAAUUUUUACGUUUUUAAAGAUUGGUAAUGGGAACAAAACAAUGCAAUGAAUAACAUGGACAUAAGAUGUCUGCAAAUAAUUGUAUCAUAAGUGAAAUGUUCAGGAUGAUUAGAACGGCUUGCUUGUCCCUGUGUAGAGUACACUGUGGGUUGGUUGUAGUCCCCGGGCUGCUAUUUUAAGGAGCUUAUUUUGUUUUUUUCUUAUACUUCUCUGUGCUGGCUGCAGAAGAGGAAGGUACAGGUACGGUGCAUCUGAAAGCAACACAGACACAAUCGCUAGCUCAUGAUUUAGUGCACGCCUUUACAAAAUCUAGAACAAGGGAAUAUGGUGAUGCUGCAAUAGGUAACGCCCAUGUUGUAGGUUUCAUAACUUGGCUUUUUUUGCAAAUAGAGUUGGAAUCUGAUGAGCCGCUUAAGAUCACAGCUACAAUUUCUGGGUCAUCUUCCUGGAUGGCACCCUUGACCUUUGGAGAUGAUCCUGCCUCAUGGGAAAGAACUGUGUGGGUUUCCAAAAGCCUGGUCCAUGCUUCUUGUCUUGAGGGUUGGGGGGAAAAGCAAGAAGGGGUGAAGUAGCGUCUUGGGCUUAGGUGUAGAUCCCUCUUAAAUGAAGGGCGCCAUGGAAGAGUUCUAGAAAGUUAAUGUAGGGUAGGUCUAAAACUGGAUACACACAAUACAACUUUUGUUUGAUUUUCCUUUAGAUUUACCAAAACCAUGUAGUGCAAUGGGCCUGCCGGAUUGCAUACAAAUUGAAACGCUUAUGGUUUUACCUCCAUAUUGUAUGUUUUUGGUAAAUCCUAAAGGAAAACAAUCUAAAGAAAAUUGUAUAGUGUGUAUCCAGCUUUACUUGAUAUUUCUCUUUCACCCAUUAAAUUAUUUCUGAUAUGUAGCAAACCAUGCAGUGGAGCCAUCUAGUGGUAAAGAAUAUUGUGUGUUUCUUCCAUAGUAAUAGUUUAUACACCAGAUGUGUCUCUGUUCUGCCCAAGCACUGCUGUUUUUUACUCCCUACUUGUAUUUUUUUUUUUUUUUUUUUUAUGUCUCUAAAUAUGUGGUUUUAGCUAUUUUAGAUUUGCACCCCUUUGUUUUUUGUUUUCACAUUGUCAGAUUCUUGAAUUUUAUUUAAGUACUGUUGGCAUUAUAUUCAUGUGUUAUGCUGUU
Rana temporaria (common frog) is the source of this 2675-nucleotide messenger RNA. RefSeq names its product acid phosphatase 2, lysosomal (gene ACP2). NCBI's taxonomy places the organism in Eukaryota, Metazoa, Chordata, Amphibia, Anura, Ranidae. Bases 94 to 1380 code for a protein of 428 amino acids. The record is from RefSeq and is a predicted model, not a curated record. Gene Ontology annotation, cellular component: lysosome. The transcript has 11 exons. Gene Ontology annotation, biological process: lysosome organization; dephosphorylation. Gene Ontology annotation, molecular function: acid phosphatase activity.